AUGAACAGACUGUAUAUAGCACUUCUUAUUACAGUUUUGUGCAUCUUUGCAAGUAUACUUGCAGUAAUUUCAAAUGAGAGUUGGAUUGUUGACUCAGGUUUAUUCACUUUAGUACAAAAACCAAUAAUUAUUUCUCAAUUAGUAGCUUUUUCAUUCAUGGCGACAGCAAUAUUGAUUACAUUAUACAUUUUUACGGAAUCUACACUCGUUUAUUAUAUGCACAUUAGUGUAUCUGUUUUCGCUCUAUUAAUAGAAGCAUAUUACGGAUUUAUUUGGGCUUUAACUCCACUUUUCUUUUUUGAUGGUAUUAGAACACAUUGGAGAGAUAAUUAUAAUACAGAUGCCGUGGCAAACGUUCAGUCAAAGCUUAAAUGUUGCGGAUUUAUGGAAGUUGGUGAAUAUACUGAUGAUAACUGCACAGAAUCAAAGAAGAAUCCAUGCUACAGUGCUCUAACUGGAGCUUUCAUGUCUAAUGUUAGUAGCUCAGGAGCUUUCCUUUUGGCAUUUCUUAUUUCAAUGGGUGUUAUAGAUAUGAUAUUCAUCUCUUCUGUUAAAGGAAAUGGUGAUCACGAGAACAGACUCUUACUAACAGGCGAUUAA
Trichomonas vaginalis G3 is the source of this 600-nucleotide messenger RNA. Its product is annotated as tetraspanin family. NCBI's taxonomy places the organism in Eukaryota, Parabasalia, Trichomonadida, Trichomonadidae. The record is from RefSeq and is a predicted model, not a curated record. Bases 1 to 600 code for a protein of 199 amino acids. The transcript has a single exon. Gene Ontology annotation, cellular component: membrane.